Molecule: messenger RNA, 1488 nt
Organism: Arabidopsis thaliana (thale cress)
Lineage: Eukaryota; Viridiplantae; Streptophyta; Magnoliopsida; Brassicales; Brassicaceae
Product: ubiquitin family protein
Exons: 2
Coding region: 344-1381 (345 amino acids)
Cellular component (GO): nucleus
Source: RefSeq, marked reviewed
AUACACUCUUUUGUAUUUUAUUAAGAUACGAAACACAUACAUCAAGCUAAAAAGGUCAUAGACAACAAACUAGCCAAAGCAAAACAUAAAACCUAAGACUUUUCAAAACGAAAAGCCCAACUAUGAAGCCCAACAAGAAGAAACCGCAUCAGAAGAGAUAUCAAUCUUAUUCUUAGCCCAACACAUUACCAAAAAGAAAUCUUAUUCUUAGCCCAACAAGCAGAGAGAGAGAGAGACUCAGACUACCUUAGGGAUCCGUUUUUCAACUUUCCCCCAAUUUCUCUCCAGAAAUCGAAUCGAACUUUGUUCUUCUUCUUCGUCCAAGCUUUAGAAUCGAAAAUCGAUGGCGGAUCAAAGUUGUAAGCCGUUGCAGUUUUUCGUGAGACUACUCGACGGAAAAUCAGUAACCCUAACCUUUUCCUCUCCGAUAGCGUGUGGCGAGCAGAUCAAGCAGCGGAUCUUCGAGCAAACGAAGAUUCCGACGCAUCUACAGAGAUUGAUAAGCGGAGGAUUCCAAAUCCCCGGCGCAUCCGCGAUUUCUCAGUCUGACACCACCAUGAAUCUUGUCCUGUCCCUCCGUGGAGGCAAAGGUGGACUCGGAUCGUUACUUCGUAAUGUGGUUAUGAAAGCUGGACAGAAGAAGACAAACAAUUUCGAUUCGUGUGUUGGAGAUGGAGCUACGCAGAAGAAUGUCAACAAGUAUAAGGGGGGAUCUGAUAAGUGUAUUUUGGCUGUGCAUUUGGCUUUGAACGAAACUUUCAAGAAUGGGAAUAAGAGAAAAGGGAAGAAGAUGGGUACUGCAGAAUCUGAAAAAUCGAAACGAAUCAAAAUAUGGAAUGGAAAGAGAGCUGUUGAAGAUAGUGACAGUGAUGAUAGCAGUGACGAGGAAGAUGAGAAAUCUGUUGUUGGUGGUCAAGUUGAUUCAGAUCAUAAGGAUACUGAUGAAAGCUCAGGCUCUGUUUUGGAUGGAUCCCAUGAUGGUGAGAACGACUUUGUAGUGCACCAAAGUUCAGAUGUAGUUAAGGGAGAGAUCACGGUUGUUCAAAGAAUUAACGAAGAGAAGAUGGAUGAUUUUGCUGUUGCUGAUGCAAUGGAUCAACUUGAAAAGGUGGAGAAAUCAAGUGGAAACGAUGAUUUUGUCGUAAAGAGAGGAGGAACUGCGAAAGAAAGAGUGUGUUGCAAACCUGUUGAACCGCUUAACUUUGCUGAGUUCAAAGCAGCCACAGAUAUGGAGGUUUUGGGGAUGGAGAGAUUGAAGACUGAGCUUCAGUCACGCGGUCUGAAAUGCAGAGGGACAUUGCGAGAGCGAGCUGCGAGGCUAUUUUUACUUAAAUCAACGCCCCUCGAUAAGCUCCCGAAGAAAUUACUGGCCAAGAAAUGAAGACCAACAUCCAUCUUCAAAAAGAUUACACCCUUUUGAAGUUUUUUGGCUUGUAGUUCAAAUCAUACAAGCCAUUAUGUAAAUAAGAAAUGUGUGUUAGAUGACAA